AUGGGCUUCAGAGGCCAGCCGCCGCGCCGUGACGGUCGCACGCCUGCGGAGCGCGCUCUGGGCCUGGCGGCUGCGCUCGCCGACCUGGCUGGCGCAGGGCUGCCGGUCGAUGCGGCCAUUAUAGCGGCAGCCAUCGUGGCCGACGCCGUGGACGCUCGGCUGCUGCACAUCCGCAGCGUUGAGGCCAAGCUGGGGCCGGAGGUGGCUGGGCUGGUGCACGACGCGCUGGCUGUGCGUCACGCUCCGGAGCGCGUGGAGCUGUACGAUGACGAGGCCUCCAGCGCCAUUCGCGACUGGGUGCUGUCAGCAUACGAUGUGCGCGGCGCGGUACUGGAGGUGGCCAGCCGCUGGGUGGGCAUGGCUCACGUGCGCGGCCUGCCGGUGUACGAGCAGCAGCUCGUGGCGCUGGAGGCGCUGCAGGUGUUUGCCCCGCUGGCGCAUGCCCUGGGCCUCGGCGCGCUGGGCGCACAGAUGGAGGACGCUGCUUUUCAGGUGCUGUUCCCGCAGUCGUACGCGGCAACAGGCGAGUGGCUGCGGUCGCUGUCAGGCCGCGCACACUCUUUGCUGGACGCAACAGCCGACGCACUGGCGGCCGCUGCAGAGGCUGACGCCGAGUUCAAAGCGCUUGCUGGAGGCGUCGAGCUCAUCACCCGCACCAAGAGCCAGUACAGCGUCAUGCGCAAGCUGCUGGGCCUGGACAACCUGGCAGCGGGGGGCCGGCGGCGCGACCAGCUGUACGACCUGCUCGGCCUGCGCGCCAUAGUGGAGCCGCGCAGAGACCUCCCGCCCGACCAGGCCGAGGCCGCAGCCACCGCGGCGUGCUACCGCCUGCAGCAGCUGGCCUUUGAGCUGUGCCCGCCUCUGGCUGGGCGCUCCAAGGACUAUGUCGCGGCGCCCAAGGCCAACGGCUACCAAAGCCUGCACGCAACACUCCAGCUUGAUGGCGGGGCAGGGGGCGGUGAUGGCGGCGACGCCGUGGCUGACGCCUGGUCGGCCAGCACCACUGCCCAGAGCACCUGGGAGGAGUGCGAUGGCGCAGCAAGCGGCAGCACCGGCGGCGGCAGCAUGGACGCCACCAGCAGCCCCACCGCAGUCACCAGCUGGGCUGCCAACAGGGCGGCAGCAGUGUCGUCCGCCGUAGCAUCGCCCGUGUCGCCGCCAAACGCUGUCGCGGCCGAGGUGGAGGCGCACGUGCUGCGCUACUGCGAGCUGCAAGUGCGCACUGUGGCGAUGCAUGCAGCUGCUGAGCGCGGCGACGCGGCCCACGCCGGCUACAAGGGGCGGGUGGACAGGCGGCAGAAUGGGGUGUUGUCCUUGUGA
Monoraphidium neglectum is the source of this 1320-nucleotide messenger RNA. RefSeq lists its product as hypothetical. NCBI's taxonomy places the organism in Eukaryota, Viridiplantae, Chlorophyta, Chlorophyceae, Sphaeropleales, Selenastraceae. The record is from RefSeq and is a predicted model, not a curated record. Bases 1 to 1320 code for a protein of 439 amino acids. The transcript is spliced from 6 exons. Gene Ontology annotation, biological process: guanosine tetraphosphate metabolic process.